AACUGAUUUCAGAGCGGCGGCGUCGACGUCGACGUGGUGGCUGUAGCGCAAAAAUCAAAAGCAAAUUUUUUCCAUAGCAACGCAAAGUAGGGAGAAUCUAAAAAACAACAACAAUUAUAUAUUUAUGGCACUCACAAUGGUCGUAGCCGAAAGCGCACAAGCUUUUAGUGCUGCGCUUUGAACCAAAUAUAAAUAUAGAAGGCGCUCACUUUAUUAUUGGUGUCACACGAGCUAGUAGAAACGCGCAAUCAUAAUACGCAUUGCGGCAAAGGCGUCUUAACCACCAACUGUUAAAAGCGCCUAAGUGCGCUGCAUCGGAAAUCUCCUAAUCAAACGCGCAUAUAUUGCAAGUGCAAACGCAUACUUUAUUUGGUAUCGGAAAUGGUGCGCGACAUUUUUCUCUACAUACUUUUAAUUGUUUUAUUUUGUCUGAUUUUCAUGGCGCAAUUACUCGUGAAUGUGUACGCUUUUCAACGCCAACCGCCCACAACAAAAUCAGAUCGCGCUGAUAUUAGUUUCGUAUAAAAAUGCGUGCGCAAAACGUAACACUUACAGUAGAAUAUUGAGUGUGAGUGUUAAAAAAACGCGGGCGUAGCUUGGCACGUGACGCAGUUGACGACAACGGCAGAGAAUGAUGGCGAAAAAUCACAGCGAAAAGCCUACAAACGCGGGUCUAACAUGCGCGCGCGUAGCGCAUACCAACAAAGCGGAAGCGCGCAGUGAUAACAGCAAUAGACUGCGAAAUGGGCGAAUUAUAACAACAGAGUGCGGCUUAAUCAGGCGGACAAGUAGAACGAGCGCGAAAGUCUAGUUAAUAAAUGGCGAGGAUAAAGUGGUUUCAGUAGCGGCGCUGAGCGCAUGCGGCGUUGAGUACAGGCAGCGAAGCUUACAAUGCAGAUUAAUUAUGGCGCAAAUGUAUUUUGCAGCAAUGUCAGGGUUUCAAUUAAAUGUCAGCGGCAAAGGAAAAGAAAAAAUCAAAUGUACAAUUAAGUUUGUAGCAUAAGCGCGUUGUAACACCAGCGCGCGCGACUGUAAGCAGUUCGCAAUUGCAUAAAUACAGCUAAUUAAGUUUCAUGUU
Messenger RNA from Ceratitis capitata (Mediterranean fruit fly), 1078 nucleotides. RefSeq lists its product as uncharacterized. The record is from RefSeq and is a predicted model, not a curated record. Bases 382 to 525 code for a protein of 47 amino acids. The transcript has a single exon. Lineage: Eukaryota; Metazoa; Arthropoda; Insecta; Diptera; Tephritidae.